Messenger RNA from Tigriopus californicus, 925 nucleotides. RefSeq names its product transmembrane protein 230-like. NCBI's taxonomy places the organism in Eukaryota, Metazoa, Arthropoda, Copepoda, Harpacticoida, Harpacticidae. Gene Ontology annotation, cellular component: endomembrane system. The coding region runs from base 360 to 806 and encodes 148 amino acids. The record is from RefSeq and is a predicted model, not a curated record. The transcript is spliced from 2 exons.
UCGCUCCUGCGAAGAGAGACUCGCUCGGCCUCGCCCUUUCUAAAGUUUAUUUGAUAAACCACCAUUUCUAGCCGCCAGAGGGGGCUUAACUGGAACUCAAAGGCAAAAUAGACACUUAAUGGAUUAACAUUAACAGUCUAGCAAGUGAUAUAAAGACCAGAGUCUUAAAACUGUGAUUAGAAUCUAUGUUGAACAUCUGCAUAUUCUACAUUAUUCAUUGGUCCGAUGUCAUAUCUGCAUCAUUUAUAGACUUCAAUGUUUACAGCGCAACAUCCGUCUACUUGUGGAGAGCAACCUUGUAUUCAAGAUCGACAUGUGUUUAAAGAAGAUUUAAACUUCAUUCAAGGCCGAUUUUAUCGAUGGAUCUUCGUCAACGGAGAGGUGGGCCCAGGUCAUCACCCGGGAUUGAUACGCAGAGCCCGGACAGGCCUGCUCCGCCCUCUGGUGCCCGUUCUCGAAAAACCACCAAUCCCGAUUUUGAUCCGUCCCAAUUUGAGUCCAACAUCCCUGUUGAAAUCCCUUGGAAGGCGGUGGCAUUGGGGGCUUUUCUAUUGCUCUGUGGUUUAGUGGCCUUUAUCAUCUUAACUUUGGAUUUGUGUCAUAGUUUAAGCGGCCAUGCCAUCGAAUUUAUCAUGAGAAAAAACGACCAAGGCGUCGAGGAGGAAGUGGACUUUCGCUCCGAGAGGUUCUGGCCUUUGGCCAUUCUGGGAUUUUUAGCUUUUACCCCGGGAAGUUAUGUGACUUUCCUCUUCGUCAUGGCUGCCCUUCAAAUCCCAGGUUACUCCUUCGACGACAUUCCCAAUUAGUAGACCAUAAACAUCUCCGCUAAGUCACCAAAGAACUUAAACGCACAUCCAGUAUUGUAUUCUGCUAAGGGCUGAACCGCAAACAUAUAUUGAUACAGACUGUAUGUGUAUUUUCACCA